Molecule: messenger RNA, 393 nt
Organism: Myxozyma melibiosi
Lineage: Eukaryota; Fungi; Ascomycota; Lipomycetes; Lipomycetales; Lipomycetaceae
Exons: 4
Coding region: 1-393 (130 amino acids)
Source: RefSeq, a predicted model, not a curated record
AUGGAGAACAUUUUUGAAUUCGGACGUCAGAAGAGCCAGGAACUUUCUCAGGGAAACUUCUCGCCUGAGGAGCACAAGGCCAAGUUCAGCCACGAGGCUAUUGCCGGUGUUGCUUCCUUCGCUGCCUUCAAGGCAUUCGAGGACAAGCAGCGCAAAGAGGGUAAGCCCGUCAGCCACGCAUUCGCAAAGGAGCUUCUCGCCGGAAUCGCCGGCGCCGAAGUCGACAAGCUUGUCGAGACCAAGGGCCUCAACUUCGUUGACCGCGAGAAGGCAAAGAACACCUCGCGCAACCAGCUCAACCAGAUGUACGACUCUUACUACGGAGGCGACCAGCAGUACGACCCUAACUCUCGCCAGGCGCCUAGCCAGAUCCGCGAGGAGAUCGGAAAAUAA